UGGCGCGCUAAGGUAAAGGUAAGCCACUGCAACUCGGAGAAUUGUGCCACAUUUCCAUGGGAUUGCCUGUAGGCAACACGUUCGUCUGCUGGCUCUGUCUUGCUUGUGAUGCUAUGGGUGGCUGGACUCAGUGAGGAGAUAGGCUUGAUGGUAGCUGUGUGUUUGGCAACCGAAAUAGCUGUGUGUGCAGACUGCCCGGGUUGUUCAGCAGGGGUUGUGGAGAACCCCGCGGAGCAAACCCCUGAACGCCAAGACCUUCCGAACGAACCGGCGGCUUCCAUCGGCACAAGUGACGUCGUUGGCCCCGAUAUCUCCCCCAGGGAAGGGAGGCAGCACCUUCUCUCCGCUUCAACUGAGGGUGAUGGGACCAACUCUUGACCUCCUCCGCCCUUCUGGUAAUUGACAGUCUGAAUCCCGAGUCUCGUCCGUCCUGAGAAAUGAGGAGCGUCCGCCUCUCCCGGCCUCAUCCGGCGCUCUUCCGCCGCGGCGGCGCGCAGCAGCCUCACCCGCUCCGCCCGUCACUGCUGAUCGCUUCUGCGUCAUGCGGCUUCCCCAGCAGCCAGAAACCACAGCGCAGACAAGCCGGGUCCAUCUCACAGCGUCCCGACUCCAAACAUGUCAUGUUCCCCGGGGCGGUCAAGUCGGCCUUUAGCAACACGAUGCGGUUCGAGCAGCCGUCGACAUAUCCGGCCCUGCCCACGUACCGGGUCGUCGACCAGCACGGCGUUGUGGUGGACCCGAACUUUACCCCCGACCUCAGCGAUGAGGAGGUUGUCAAGCUCUACCGCGACAUGCUCACGGUGUCCAUCAUGGACGUGAUCAUGUUCGACGCGCAGCGCCAGGGCCGCCUGAGCUUCUACAUGGUGUCGGCUGGCGAGGAGGCUGUGUCGGUCGCGACCGCGUCGGCACUGUCCAAGGCGGAUGUCGUUUUCUGCCAGUAUCGCGAGCAGGGCGUGUUCAAGCAGCGCGGGUUUACGCUGAACGACUUUAUGAAUCAGUUGUUUGCGAACCAGAAGGACCCGGGGAAGGGCAGGAACAUGCCGGUGCACUAUGGCAGCAGAGAGUUGAAUAUUCACACCAUCUCGUCGCCCCUCGCGACCCAGCUCCCUCAGGCCUCGGGGGCGGCGUAUGCGCUGAAGAUCCAGAGGAUGCAAGACCCAAGCAUCCCUCCGAGGGUAGUGGCGGCGUACUUUGGAGAGGGCGCGGCCAGCGAAGGAGACUUCCACGCAGCCUUGAACAUUGCUGCCACGCGGUCCUGCCCGGUCAUCUUCAUCUGCCGCAACAACGGCUACGCAAUCUCGACGCCAACACUGGAGCAAUACCGCGGUGAUGGGAUUGCGAGCCGCGGCUUGGGCUACGGCAUUGAAACCAUCCGCGUCGAUGGCAACGAUUUCUGGGCGGUCCGGGAAGUGACGAAGAAGGCACGCGAGCUGGCGCUGCAGGACGGAGGCAAGCCGGUCCUGAUCGAGGCGAUGACUUACCGCGUCAGCCACCACAGCACGUCGGAUGACUCGUUUGCUUACCGGGCGAGGGUGGAGGUGGAAGACUGGAAGCGGCGGGACAACCCGAUUGCCAGGCUGCGCAAGUGGAUGGAGGCCAAGGGCUGCUGGGACGAAGAGAAGGAAAAGGAGGCGCGCGACAGCAUCAGGCGGGACGUGCUCAAAGCAUUCUCGGAGGCCGAGCGGGAGAAAAAGCCUCCGAUUCGCACAAUGUUCGAGGAUGUCUACGAGGAGCUGACGCCGGACCUGAAGCAGCAAAUCAAAGAGUUGAAGAGCCAGUUAGAGAGAUACCCGGACGAGUACGACGUUGGCGAAUUCGAGGGCGGGAUUGGUAGUCUAGAAAAGUAAGGUAGCGAGUGAGCAAUUUCAUCUGAUUUUUUUUUUUUCCGUGGGGGGUUCGCG
This is a messenger RNA of Thermothielavioides terrestris NRRL 8126, 1901 nucleotides long. RefSeq lists its product as uncharacterized. Lineage: Eukaryota; Fungi; Ascomycota; Sordariomycetes; Sordariales; Chaetomiaceae. Gene Ontology annotation, biological process: branched-chain amino acid catabolic process. The transcript has 2 exons. The coding region runs from base 438 to 1847 and encodes 469 amino acids. Gene Ontology annotation, molecular function: oxidoreductase activity, acting on the aldehyde or oxo group of donors, disulfide as acceptor. The record is from RefSeq and is a predicted model, not a curated record.